AUGUACACCUAUUUUAGUUAUUACUAUAACCAAGUGGAGAAUAUCAACUGGUACAUUCUGAUAGUGGCCAUAAUUUGGGCCAUUAUUUUGAUCUACAAUCUUCGAAUGGGUAUUCAGCUACUUGAAUGUCUGCUGGGCUGCGAGCAGAUAUGUCAAGAAAACGCUGCGCCCGUUCCGACAAGCUUUGAUUAUAGUGUCAGGCGUGGACCACACACCUGGCAGACGGCCGCGAACAAUCAGAGUCCCAUUAACAUUGAUGGGGAAUGCGCGGAGCAGUUCUGCUUGAACAAUCCACUGAUGUGGAUAGGUUAUGAGGAGCUCCCUGUUGGCAUUCGCCUGGAGAACAAUGGACACACACUGCUGCUGCACGCCGCUUUCCAGGGUGAGACGCCCUACAUCGAUGGUGCCGACUUGCUGGGCAGCUUCAGUUUCCACGAGAUCUGCUUUCGCUGGAGCUGGUACAGUGGUACAGGAUCCGAGCACACGCUGGAUAACGAGCACUUUCCGAUGGAGGUGCAGUGCAUGCACAAGGAUGCAGUCAACAGGGAGCAGACCUCCAGCUGUAGCCUGCUCAUGGUCUCGUACAUGUACGCCGUGUCCACAGAGAACCCUUUUCUAGAUGUUCUCAUCCAGCAUUUGGUAGCUGUGCAGGAGGCAGGCAAAUGCGUUGAAAUUCCCCCAUUUCCCCUCAACUAUCUGAUGCCAGCUUUCCAUACGGCGUUCUACAGCUACCAUGGCUCGCUGACAGAGCCACCAUGCCACCGUGGCGCCGAGUGGUUCAUCUACCCGCUGCCCCUGGCCAUCAGCGAGCGUCAAUUGCACGAAUUCCGCAAGCUGCGCAGUCACAACGGUGCUCGAAUUGGGCGCAAUUCGCGACCCGUCCAGCCGCUGGAUGAUCGAACUGUCCUAUUCAAUUACUAGUGAAAAGGUCUACUUAAAAACUUGAAGCCAAACAUCUAUAUUUAUUUAU
Drosophila grimshawi is the source of this 970-nucleotide messenger RNA. RefSeq names its product putative carbonic anhydrase 3 (gene CAH15). NCBI's taxonomy places the organism in Eukaryota, Metazoa, Arthropoda, Insecta, Diptera, Drosophilidae. Gene Ontology annotation, cellular component: cytoplasm. The record is from RefSeq and is a predicted model, not a curated record. The transcript has a single exon. The coding region runs from base 1 to 921 and encodes 306 amino acids. Gene Ontology annotation, molecular function: carbonate dehydratase activity; zinc ion binding.